This is a messenger RNA of Acaulospora morrowiae, 132 nucleotides long. Lineage: Eukaryota; Fungi; Glomeromycota; Glomeromycetes; Diversisporales; Acaulosporaceae. The record is from the annotation of a GenBank genome assembly.
GACGUUAACACAUAUCUUACAUCACAAUUACGCGAGGACCAUUUGAGUGGCGAUGAGGAGGACGCCGAGGACAAUGUAGGCGACGAAACUAAGAUGGAUAACAAAGAAACCGAUGAUUCAACCCAAAAAUAA